Molecule: messenger RNA, 554 nt
Organism: Sander lucioperca (pikeperch)
Lineage: Eukaryota; Metazoa; Chordata; Actinopteri; Perciformes; Percidae
Gene: s100a10a
Product: S100 calcium binding protein A10a
Exons: 3
Coding region: 171-473 (100 amino acids)
Cellular component (GO): cytoplasm
Molecular function (GO): calcium ion binding
Source: RefSeq, a predicted model, not a curated record
GUCUGCACGAGGGUUCAGUGUCCACACCACGGUUGACUCACACUGCACAGCAGUCAGGGCGGUGCCUGACUAUAAAAUCUCUGCUGCACUUCUUCCCGACCUCUGAACAUUCCACCUCUCCUCUGCAGACCACCUCCCAGCCCUGCACGUCUAAACACACCUCAGAAACCAUGCCUUCAGAACUGGAGACAGCCAUGGAGUCACUUAUCAAGGUGUUCCACCGGUACGCCUCUAAGGACAGUCGGAGCGGCACACUCAGCCGGCGAGAGCUUAGAGAGUUGAUGGAGAACGAGCUGUCUAACUUCCUCAAGUCUCAGAAGGACCCUGCCGCUGUAGACAAAAUCAUGAAGGACUUGGACACCAACGGUGAUGGCCAGGUGGACUUUGAGGAGUUUGUUUCUCUGGUUGUUGGACUUUCCAUUGCCUGUGAGCAGUGCUAUCAGAUGCACAUGAAGAAGAUGGGGAAGAAGUAAAUGACAAAAGAGAAGAGAAAAACCAAAAAGCAUUUUAAGUUUUGUAAAGUUUGUUCAUCAAAUACAGUGAAAAAUUUCAAA